Chelmon rostratus (copperband butterflyfish) is the source of this 1827-nucleotide messenger RNA. RefSeq lists its product as uncharacterized. The record is from RefSeq and is a predicted model, not a curated record. Gene Ontology annotation, cellular component: membrane. The transcript has 6 exons. Gene Ontology annotation, molecular function: phosphotransferase activity, for other substituted phosphate groups. NCBI's taxonomy places the organism in Eukaryota, Metazoa, Chordata, Actinopteri, Chaetodontiformes, Chaetodontidae. Bases 207 to 821 code for a protein of 204 amino acids. Gene Ontology annotation, biological process: phospholipid biosynthetic process.
CGCGCCACAGCGCGUGUAAAUAUACAACAGCGGACUUUAGCUGCUCCUGGACGCUGUACUGGGACACAAGCAUUACUAAAUCAACGGAUGUAUUAAAAAAUGCAGUGUGCUUGUUUUGAUGGCUGGAGAGAUCGGCUGUAAGGGCAGGUUGCAUCAUGUUUGUUUCCGGGAUGAGGCUCGGCUGUGUAAUUCCUCACUGACCGGGAAUGGGAUUUGCAGUGCUGCUGUACUGGCCGAAUAUUAUUGGAUACAUCAGGAUUGGCCUUGUGUUUGCUGCAUGGGCUGCCUAUGAGACACCAGCAGUCUUUGUCUCGCUUUACUCAGUCUUCACAGCACUGGAUGGAGUGGACGGCUGGCUGGCGAGGAGGCUGGGCCAGAGUUCCAGGUUUGGGGCCUGGCUGGACGUAGUGGUGGACAAUAUGGGCAGAGGCAUGCUGUGGAGCCUGCUGUUUGAGUGGGGCUGGCUGGUGUCUGCAUUGGAGUGGUGUGUUUUUGUGUGCAACCACAACGCCAGAGGUGACCAGUGGAAGGACAGCUUCACCACCAGCCCUCGAUUCAUACGAGCCAUCAUGGCGAACGGGUUUCGGACACCUCUUGGCACAUGGGUGGUGAGCGGGCUGCACUGCCUCCCGCUAUGGCUGUAUGGGGGUCAGUGGGGUUUACUGGCUCACUGGCUGUAUCUGCCUCCCUGGAUCCAGGCCUUGGGGACUGUGCUGCUGACUGCAGGCCGCCUGCUGGCUCUUUCAGUGGAGAUCUGGUGUAUAUGGACACACAUUGAAUACCUCACCAAUGAUGAGGAGCCGGAAGAGAAAAAGAACUGAAAGUCACUCAGCAGAGUCAGUUUACACUGUCCUGUCCACCUUUAUAAGAACAGUGGCCUCAGGUCGCAUUUGGUUUUCUCCAAAGAUGAAACAAUUCAGCAGAAUGUGCCAACAUGAGCUACAGUUUGACUUUUUGUUCUAUUUUUACAAUGAAUGUGUAUUUAUUCCUGACAUCAGCUCCCAUGUUGGAUGAAAGGGCACAUUCACAUUAAACUAUGUGGCUGCUUUAGACAUACAAGAUGGCAGGGAAGUCGCUUUCAGCAAGAGUAGCAUUUUGACCUCUCGCUUACUUGAAAUCUGGAGUUUUCUGUUUACUACAGUGAACAUGGUCGACUUUGUGUAUGGCUGCUGAGAUACAGCAUGUGCCUCAUGCCCAUGCUGGCUGCUGAGACUGUCAUGUUGUUCCAGACAGUAAACCCCAUUAAUGCUCAGGUUCUCUGCAGCUGCAGGUUUGCUCAUUUAUUUGUUGUAAUAUUUCACAGAAAGCAUGUAUUUUGGGUAUUUGUUUUAUUUCAUUCUGGACUCUUUCCUUGGAAGUUAUAGAGAGCAUUAAUGCAGGAGAGACCGUACAAAUAUUUUGUUUCUCUACAACUGCAGGGAGGGUUAUGCUGUUGCCAUUACCUGUGCCCUGCAAUAAAAUGCUGACAAUCCAGAAGUGUGGUUCUUGUCCACCACUGUACUAUUGAAACAGUUGUCUAAAAUAUCACUGUGUGCUCUUGCAUAAUUGCCUUAAAUGGAAGCUAAGGGGCCCAAACCAUGAAAAACAGCCCUAGAACAUAAGCACAUGUAUGUGUCCACAUACUUCUGGAGGUACAGUGUAUCUUAAACUGCAUUCUUAACAGGUUAUAAUGCAAUGGGGUUGGUAAAGCAUUAGGUCUCUAAAUGGCUCCCUUAAGAUCCCCUAAUCAAGGAAGGAAACUGAAGAGACUUCUUUUAUGUUUACAACAUUUGUUUGGCAAUUUCAUUUCACUAUGAUGUGAAUAAAUUAUAGUUAAAGACAUGAACA